This is a messenger RNA of Plectropomus leopardus (leopard coralgrouper), 1767 nucleotides long. NCBI's taxonomy places the organism in Eukaryota, Metazoa, Chordata, Actinopteri, Perciformes, Serranidae. The record is from RefSeq and is a predicted model, not a curated record.
AGCAGAGGAGGAGAGUCAGGGCAGAGAAGCCACAUCUCCAGGAGAGCUGGACUAUCCACAGAUCAAUGGAGACAGGUGUGUCUGAUGUGACGCCAGCGGGCUGGCUCAGGGAACACAACUUCAAUACAAUGUAGACACCAAAAAAACAGACAGAAUAAGAAUCUGAGGACCGAGCGGACAGAAGGAGGGUGAGCUCAAGUAGGAGGAAGAACAGCUGUGCCGAAACAACAGAAGAUAAGAAGUGAAAGAAGCGGAGAGAAAGAGAAGGAAGCAGGAGACUGUGAAUCAUUGACGUGAACCUUUUGUGUACAGCGCCGUCACCAAAUCAUUCCUGUGAAGUGUUCACUCGCUCUCACAUCUCCGCCGGAGAAGGACACAACCUCACAUCUCUGUUGUUUGAGGGCCUCACGCUCCACCUCUCCACCUCCAAUCUGAACACAGGGAGACUCCAGCCACCGUCAGCAUGUGCCAUGUCAUUGUCACCUGCCGCUCCAUGCUGUGGACUCUGCUGAGUAUCGUGGCCGCCUUCGGAGAACUCAUCGCCUUCAUGAGCACUGACUGGCUAGUGGGAUUCCCCCGCACCCCCGAUGCCGUCUUCGGCCCCCAUCACGGGGCCACCACAGCAGGCGAGGCCUACAGGCCCACUUUAGGCAUCUACGGCCGCUGUAUAAAACUGCCCCACCUGAAGCGUGGAAUACUGUGCGGACCGUACGCGAUACACUUUGAGGAGAUUGCCAGCGGGUUCUGGCAGGCUACUUCUAUCUUCCUGGCUGCAGGGAUCCUGCUGCUGUGUGCCGUGGCGUUCAUUUCAGUCUUCACCAUGUGCUUCCAAAGCAUCAUGAAGAAGAGCAUCUUCAACGUGUGCGGACUGCUGCAAGGGAUCGCAGGUCUGUUUCUGAUCCUGGGUCUGAUGCUGUACCCCGCUGGCUGGGGUGCUGACAAGGUCCAUCUGUACUGCGGCCCCGAGGCGGCUCCGUACCGCGCCGGCCUCUGCUCCAUGGGCUGGGCCUUCUACACGGCCAUGGGCGGCAUCUGCGCCGCCGUGUUCUGCCGUGUGUUCUCCGCGCAGGCCGAGAUCGCCACCUCCAGCGACAAGGUCCAGGAGGAGAUCGAGGAGGGAAAGAGCCUCAUCUGCCUCCUCUGAGGGCCCAGAUACUGUGGGGGGAAAAGAAGACGAAGAAGAAGAAGAAGAAGAAGAAGAAGAAGAAGGGAGAGACACCUGCUGCCCUUCUGUGUGUGUUCUCAUGAGGCCGGCCUGUGAAACGGAGGCGUUGUUUACCACUAAAACUGACUCUUUGUUUUGUCUCUGUCGUGUGUCAAUGUGGGAGAAAUCUACAAGUGCCAAGUUUUUUUCUCGUUGUCUUUUAGCCACUAGAGGUGCUGCGUCUGUUCUUCGUGUUUCAGCAUGUGGGCGCCUGUCUGUCACCACACGCUCUGUAAAUAUGUGUGAUUAUAUAUAUUUUGUACAUAGUUGUGAUCGCAGAAUGAAAAUUGGUGAUCCGGGGGCCGGGCUGAUGAUGUCACUCUUGCCUUAAAAAAACAGAACAAAACACUGGUGUUUUUGUCACCAGUUACCUGGAUCUGUUAACUGUUUGUGUGAACUCACAAGGGAACCACUACUCAGUCAGAAUAAACUACUCACAGAACAGAUGGCUUCGGCUCAGAGAGGAUGUCCUUUUUAAGCUUUCAGAAUGUACUGUUAUUGAACGAUUUCAGACCCUUGAAAUGUAUCGAUGGAGGAAGCUCUUUAUGUUUGUCCCCGACUCU